AUGAAGAUUAAAAAGGCCCCUGUCAAGAAGCUGGCGGUACCGCCACUUCCGAUUCGAAACCUCAUCAAGACGCUCAAGGAGAGUCCAGAGGCAGAGCUUGCGGCACAUAUCGAAGCAACGCCAGAAUGGAACUGGCCACGCGGAGACUUGUUCCAUUGGGUCGGUGUUCUCAACCGCUUCGACGACAUCCUCGACACCCUCUGCAAAACCCACGACAUGAAAAGGCCCCAGUCAAAGGAGCUUUCGCCCGCCGAUCGACGUCUCACCCUCGCCAUCCUCUCCUUCUCACGACUCUUACUCGAGAGCUGCACCAACAGAAACCUUUAUGCCUCCUAUGAGCAACUGAACGACCUACUGAACACACGCGACUUGGACAUUCUGGAGUCAUGUUUGCGGCUGUUACUUCGACCAGCUCAGCGUCACAGCGCUCAACGCUCGGCGCGAUCAAUAUUCACAGUCUCCCAGGAUCGCCUCUUGGCGUUGGCGCACUCAUGGGGCAGCAAAGAGUAUGGGCUGGAUCUUCAACAAUUGGCAGAUGACAAGGCAGAGAUCCCAGAGCGGCUCCAGUCAGUGAGCUUUCAAUUCUUUCGGACAAUCGCCCCAUCAAAAAACCCCGCCACAGACUCACCGCCCACGUCAUCAGCUGCGCCAUCAGGACAUACCAUAGCUGCUGCUACGGCCACCACACCGUCAAGCGCAUCUGCGCCUCCGACCUCAGCCUCUGGAAAGCCAAGGAGACAUUCCAGCUCUGGCGCAUCAUCGUCUCAUGCCUCAGCAAUGGCCACCACCGGAACCGCCACACCAGCCUUUUCAUCUGUAAGCGAGGGUUUGGUUGUGAUCCAGGUAUCUGACCCUCAGCAAUUGGGAGCGACAGAUUACGAGAUCCUCAACCAUCUGGUGCAAGAGUACAAGGUUUCAGAAGAACACCAUUUCCAGCUUCUCAGUCGUAUCAGGAUAGCAACUGGAAUUCGUGACCCUAAGCGCCGCCAGCAACUCCUGCUAAUCCGUAUCUUGGCGAUCGCUGUCAUGUCGCACGUUCUUUCUGAGGCCGUUAUUGUCGAAAAGUUUUUCGCCUUUGAGCCCGAGAUCAUCCAGAGCCUGACUGAUCUGAUUCACCCCGACCACAAAGUGCCGUUCCCUGUACAAACUGUGGCACUCUUUGCUUUGGACGGGCUGGCUCAUUUGAGGAACAGGCAUCCGGAUGUGUUGACCGCAAUCAAUGCCUCUGCUAGUCACGGUGUCCUCUUGUAUGCAUUGCGCAAAGUCAUUACAGGACUGGAUUCGGAGAAUGUUCCUUAUCCUCAGGAAUUUCUGGAUGCCAUGUUUGCGUUUAUCUCGUACAUUAUCAGCUCACAGUCAGGAGGCAACAUGGUUAUUUCUGCUGGCCUCGUCCCUGUACUGCUUCAACUGCUCUCGAAUAAGCAUUCGUCCCAAUUGAAGAAUGUCACCAAGAGCGUCACUAUCCUCGACAGCCUUGUUUACGGGUUCAGCACAGCUUUCACAUCAUUUUGCACGUCAGGUGGACUCAACAGUCUAGUGGCAAGGAUGAAAGAGGAGGUCGACUACUCUUUGAAAUUGGUCAAGGACGCGGAGGCCACUCAGAUGACAGAUGUCAGCUCUACGGAUACCGGUGCGCCCAAAGAAGUGGAAACGACGCCUAUUCCGUUCGAGAGGACAGCACUGUCAAAGGCCAUGUUCAAGUUUAUCAUCCACAUGAUGCAGAGCCCUGGUACUCACGAAGGCUUGCGGAAUUUGAUCGAGACAACCUUGCCAGCGACACUCAAAGACAUUAUGGAGCACCCCUCUGCUCUCGGAAAUUCCAUCUACGCUCAUGCUAUCAACACAAUGACGUCCUUCAUCCAUAACGAACCAACAUCGCUCAGCAUCCUUCAGGAAGCCAAGAUUCCCCAGACUCUUCUUGCCAGCUUGUCAAAGGAUAUCCCUGCCUCCAAUGAUGUCGUAAUGAAUCUGCCAGGCGCGUUUGGAGCGAUUUGCUUGAACGCGAGCGGACUGGAGAUGUUCACCAAGGACUUUGAUAUCAAGAAGUUCUUUGACGUGUUCACUUCGGUUCCUCACGUGAGAGCUUUACAGGACAGCGACAUUGCAUCGACACUCGGCGUUUCAAUGGAUGAGUUGGUGCGGCAUCAGCCAACACUAAAACCCAAGGUGAUGACUGAGUUGGGUGAAGCGCUGAAGACAGUCUUGAAGAUGUGCGAGUCGGAUGCAGUGACAGAGGAUGAUAUUUCCCUUUGCACCCUUCAAAAAACCCGCGCCAAGGACGCGCCUCCCCUCGGCAAAGUUGUUGACGACGACGCAAACAAGGACGAUAGGAAAGAUAGUCUUGUUGCCCAACUCAUCGAGAGCUCCGCCGGGUUUUGCGAAAGUUUCUUCCAGAAUGCAGCGAGCGCCCACGAGUUUUUGAAGGCAGACGGGAUCGAUACUCUUUUGCGAUUCUAUUCGUUGCCGACUUUGCCAUACGACCUGGCCAACUCCUCAGCUUUCUUUACGCUGUCGCACCUUCUCAAGCUGUUAAGCGAAGCCAACCCUGCGGCUGCAAUUUCGGCAGUAGUGAAAGAAGUGAACAGGAUACUUCAGCAGGUUCAACCGCUGCUCGAUUCAACCAAUGCUGGGUCUGACCUUGUUCAGUACAUCGACAUCACAGUCUCGAGCGACGACGAUAUAUCUCGAGGGAACAACAUGCUGCGAUCGUUGAUUAGUUUACACGCCUUCAGCGGGCUGCUUUCGGACAUGUACUGUGCCCCUACUUUCUCCCAUGGUCGGAACUCUGCCGCGGUACUAGCUGCAUUUGUCAACGCACAGGGUGAUCAGGCCCUAGCAGGUCUAGGCCAGCUCCACAGGGCAUGUUUGUGGGAGAGCAUUGCCAUGAAGCGCAUCCUCGGCAAGGACUGGAAUGACCCCAGCUCCAAGGCCAAGCGUGCUCAUACCCAUGUGCCAAUGCCAGGAACAGUCGACGAGAACGUAGAAGAGUUGGCGGGAGAAGACAAGGAGAUGGCGGCCGCCACGCCCUCGGUUGACAUAUACUCACCUACUGUCAUCAACACCAAAUUCCUCCGCUUUGUGCUUACUCAGAUCCCCCAGUACAUCACGCCCAUGUAUCAAGGUAUCACUAAGAUGCUCUUCAGUCGCCGAGAGAUGGAGCCAGCACAGCGCACAAACGCAUUCAAGAUCGCAGAUUCAUUGUCCGGAGUCUUACAGUCGCACAUUAGUUGGAAGCGUCUUGAUGCAAGCGAAUCUCUCAGUGACAAGUACACGUAUCUCAGUACUAUGUUCAACUUGCUGCCAUACCUGCUACUUGACGACCGCAACCCGACAACUCUUCAGACCAUUAUGGCGGCUUCAUUCGUCAGGACUGGCAGUUUGGAGGCCCUGUUCACCUGGCUGGAUUCAGCGUGGGCAGAGGCUUCGACUAUCAGGUCUGCUUCGACCACAUCAGAAGGAGAGCAGAUGGUUCUGUUGGCCAAGGUUCAUGGAUGCGUCGAGACUAUGUUGAGCGUGCUCCAGACACUCACGUCAUCGAAACUCUUGCUUGAGUCAUCCCAUACCGCUCCAUUGACAUCUAAAGACGACAAGAGCAGGAAGGAGUACUUCUUUAACCCUCACGAGUUCCUGGUCGACGUCCGAUUGUUGGUUGUGCCGCGUAUUCAGCAACUUUGGGUGGAUAAACACCUCGAUCAGUGCCCGGCCCUUCUUGUUCGCCAUAUCAUUCAGAUCAUCAUCAACGUUCUCAAGGCCGCUGGUGAGCUAAAGCCUCCUGUCGUGGCUCCUCCACCCCCUUCUUCAGGAACUGGCGCUGGAACAGGUGCGGGAUCCUCUGCAUCGAAUGUCUUUGGCGUCCGACCUGUCGUUCCCGAUGCCAACAGUGUAGCCAUGCUGCUCGACAUGGGUUUCCCCCGCUCAGCUGCGGAGCUUGCUCUUACUAGAAGCGGCAAUCAGCUCGAGCGUGCUACCGAGUACCUUUUGACGCAUCAAGAAGUUGUUGCUGCCGCGAUCUACGAACAGGAGCGCGAGGAAGCGGCAGCUCGUGCCGCAGCCAUCGCGACAGCCAAUGAACCUCCUGUACCGCCAACCGCAACAAGUUCAGCCAAUACCGCUGCUACUGCUACUACCGAUGCUACCGACGCUAGUGCAACUGAGCAAGCACCUUCUGGGGGAGCUGCAACAGGAGACGCGAGCGUUGAGCGGGACGGUGAUGAAGAGGAUGAAGACGAAGAAGAGGACGAAGAGGAGAUGCUUCGUCAGGCCCUGGAGAUGUCCCGAGCCUUGGAUGUUACCAUGGCAGACGAUGAAGCAACCAGCACUCCUCAGACGCAAGAGUCCACUACAGAAGCGGAGCAGGACGCAACCGCAACCGCAACCGAUGCGACCACUGCCCAGUCGACCGUUGAAGAAGCGACUCAGGAAGGAGCGAUUGACGUUGAGGACGAUCAGCCCACCGAGGAGGAAAAGAGAGAGCAGGAGUACAAGCUGGCCCUGGAUCUUCAUCUGGAGCACAAGGAUCAGCUGUCAAAGGCACGAGAGGAAAUCAAACUUCUUCUCGUGAGCCGCUCGCUGGAACUUAUCGAGUCCAUUAACGACAUUGUAUUCUAUGUGCGCGACCUGCUCGUGUUACUCUGCAAGGACAAGGACAGCACUGUGCUGGAGGAGCUUGUCAAGGAUCUCGAGAAGGCGAGCACCAACCUCAAGGAUACCUCGAGAGGACGCGCUUUCGGAGCACGUCUGAGAUUGCUGGCACUGCUCUUUGGCGAUGUCGCAAUUCAGUCCAAGAUGAGCGACCAUACCACUACCCUAGUCCCUCUUUUGCUUUUGAUCCUCGAGGAGCACGUCAAAUCGCAGGCGCCUCAGAAGGGGAACCCAUGGCUUUCACCCCUCCUGCUCAUGGUGGAGAGCUUUGUGUCUUUGUCAGAUGAACCAAAGGUUGUUCCAGACGAGGCCACACCGGACAGCAAGAGCAAGGCGGCCGACAAGGAGAUGAAGGAGGACAUUGUGUCUCCAGUUAACAUGGAGAGCCUCCAGCAGCACAGUAUCACUCUCCUCAAGCAAGAAGACCUCACCAAGGAUAUCACCCUCUCAGUAUUCAGGAUUCUUGUUCGACUCACUCGACACCACAGUCUGGCGAUGUCCUUCUUGAAGGCACAAGGUCUUGAUCUGAUCUUUUCGACUCUCAAGCCCGAGCGGAUCGGUGUCCAAGGACAACAGAGCUUUAUCGUUAUGAUCCUUCGCCACAUCAUUGAGGAUUCCGUCGUCCUGCAGGAAGUCAUGGAGAAGGAGAUUGUGCGCUGGUUCACUCAGCCGUCGCGAGCAAGGACCGGUGACCUUCAAAGUUAUCUUCGCCACAACAACUUUUUGGGACUUCGAGACUUGGAUGCCUUUAUUGCCGGAACGCUGGCCGUCAGUAAGGUGUCCAAAUACGAUUCAUCGCACAGGGCUGUCCAACUGACGCUCACCAAGUCUUCCGUUCCUUCCGAACCUGAAAACAACAAGGACUCAGGUGAUUCAGCCAAAGAUGAAGAGAUGGGCAAGGACAAAGACCAUGAGAAAGAAGCAGAGUCCAAUGCCGGAGAAGGUUCGUCUACAAGUGCGCAACCCCCUGCCGAGCCACAGUCAUCUGCCACGUCUUCAGAGCCACACGCAGCCUCCGCUAGCGCCAUCGCCGAAGCAUCCAAGAAGUAUUCGAGUGAAAUAUCAGAGACUGUCAUCCACUUUUUAGUCUCUGAGCUCCUCGGUGCGCGAGACACUGUUCCAGCUCCAUCCAGUCCAUCAAACGUCUCGAGUGACGGUGUCAAGCACGGCGAGGCUUCGUCAGCCAAGGCGACCUCCUCCUCCGACAAGGACGCGACACCUGCCGCGGCCGCACUGCACGAUGCCAACUUUAUUCACCGAUGCUUCGUGUUACAAUGCCUGAACGAGCUCCUAAUCUCGUACCCCUCUUGCAAGGUCGAUCUCAUGAACUACUCUCGCCGGAAAGGAGGCAAGGAGUCAUCUCACGCAGCGACUAAACCCAGGUCCAACUGGCUCAGCUUCCUUCUCAACGAUCUCAUCCCCUACCGUGGAACUGUCGUGCAGUCGUCCGAGACCGAGCUUCGGAAACAUUCGAUCGAGUCCAACUUUGCGUCUGCCCUCUUGGUGGCCAUGUGCUCGAAUGGAGACGAGGAAGAAGAGAAGAAGCCCUUCAGUGAGCUUGUCCAGGUCCGUCGUUUCGUGAUUGACGGUCUGAUCCGGUCUUUCAAGGAUGCGAUUGCGUCGACAUUGCCCGUCGAAUUCAAGUACGGCAAGUUCCUCUCCCUCUCUGAGCUUAGCUACAAGAUCCUCGGCUCUUCCCCUCCCGCCGGAGCGAUGGCCAAGCCUAGCGAAGACAUGUCCAUCAACAUUGUCAAGGUCAUGCUUGAGAAGAACUUCAUUCUCACUCUAACCAAUGUGCUCGCGGACAUCGAUCUCAACUACCCCCACGCCAAGAUCCUUGUGAACGCCGUCCUGAAGCCAUUGGAGCAUCUGACAAAGCUCUCUCUCAAGAUGAGUAGGGCGACCGAUUCAGGUGUUGCCAGAGCGAGGGGUCAGUCGACCCCAUUGUCCGGAACAGGCAGCGGAGCAGGUUCAGGCGACGACGCACCGGAUCUGUACCGCAACUCCUCGCUCGGAAUGUUUGAUGGAGCGACGAUGGAGUCCGCCGAGGACGACGAUUCGGAUGAUGAAGGCGAUGAGGACGACAUCUUUGAAGGCGAGGAGUACGAUGAGGGUACUGCCAGCGAUGCCAGCGACCUAAGCGAAGACGAACUCAGUGACGACGAUGAUGACGAGGAUGAAUUGGAAGAGAUGGUCGAUCGCAAUCCUUUCCAUCACCACAGCCACGAGAUGUCGGACGAUGAGGAGGACCCCGACGAUGAGGACAUGGAGGGCGACGAUGACGACGACGAUCUCGACGAGGAGAUGGAGGCCGAGCUCCAAGAAGCCCUCGACAACGAAGACGAUGACGAGGAGAUGAUGGAGUGGGAUGCAGACUCACGACCCAUCAUCCUCCAAGACGACGAGAUCGGGGAGGUCAUCGACGAUGAAGACGACGAUCCCCAGGUUGCUGAUCCUGAAUACUACGACGAGCAGGACCGCGCCCACCGUCAUCAUACGCAUACUCACAACCCACACCUUCAUCACGGAGAAGCAGACGGUAUGGAGGAUGGUGAGGACGAUGAGGACGACGAAGACGGGGAUGACCUCGACGAUCUCGACGAGGACGAAGAAGGAGACGAGGAAGAUGACGAAGAAGAGGGUGACAUUUUGUUGCUAGAUGAUGUUGAAGGUUUCGACCCUGUCCGAGCUCCUGGACGCGGCGGUCCUUGGGACAUGACCAGUACGUUUGUUAUCAACGACCAGAGCAUUCUUUUGAACGGUGCUCAAGUGGCUGAUCUUCGUGGUCGCCGUCCACGAGCAAGUGGACGCCGUUUGGAAGACCGGGGCUUUGUGGCUUACGACUCAGCUGCCGACCAAGGUCGAUUCUCGUACAUCGAGGACGAUGAGUUCCCAUUGUUGGGAGCUCCAGCCCGGAACCCUUUCCUUCAAGUUUCAGACGACGUGAUCACACACCCGUUGCUCGCACAGCCACGCCCAACCAGUGCCAGUACCACCGCAGACGGAAAUCGUCGGUCAGCUUCGCGUAGUGGCCUCGGCGUCAAUGGCGGUAUUUCUGAUUGGCAUACAUUUGAGGAACUCCUGAGCGGCAACCAAUCGCAGAUUCUCGGCACUUUGAUGAACGGUGGUGCUAUCCGAGCCAGUCAUGGUGCCUUCCGCGUCGAAGUCAACAGCGGCCACGGACAUGCCAUUGUGGCGCCCAUUGACCGUGGUGGUUCCCGCAGUGCGGUUCCAGCUGAUGCAGCCACUGUGGCAGCCGGUGGAUCGUCAUCCGAUGCAGCCUCCGCCAACAAGCCGGACAUGUUUGGCAUUGUUCAGAACUUUGUGCCAUUCUCCACCUCGCAGAGAUGGUCUCAAGAGUGCCGUAUGAUGUAUGGAGCAGCUGCCCAGGACAAGGCGACGCGUUUGCUAAACCACAUUACCAAUGCGCUCAUCCCAGCCGCCAAGGAGGAACACCGCCUCAAGCAGGAACGCGAUGCCAAGGAGCAAGAGAUCCGCCGGAAAGCUGAGGCCGAGAAGAAGCGGAUUGCAGAGGAGAAGAAAAAGGCUGAGGAGGAGGCCGAAAGGGUCCGGAUUGCAGAGGAAGCUGCGGCAGCUGAACGCGAAGCUGCACGUCUGGCUGAGCUGGCUGCAGCCAGAGCUGCGCGUGGUGAGACCGAGGAGGAACCUGCCGCAGAAGGUGCUAUGGAGGUAGAGGAAGUCGCAGGCGCCACCGCCGAGCCAGUGGAGGAACCCGAGCCUGCUGCCCCAGCUCGCCGCACGGUCAUGAUUGAUGGCGUCAUGGUGGAUAUCACCGACAGCGACAUUGACCCCGAGUUCUUGGAGGCACUGCCGGAGGACAUGCGCCGCGAGGUGUAUAACGACUACCUGCAAUCACGCCGACCCCCUGCCCCUACGACUACACAACAACCCGCCACAUCGUCAUCGACGGCGUCCCAGAGCAUUAACCCCGACUUUUUGGAGGCUCUUCCACAGAAUAUGCGUGCCGAGCUGGACGAGAUUCUGCGCGGUCAAGGAGCGGUGCCCGACGAUCUUGCUUCGGGCUUGCCAAUGGCGACUGCGUUCACUGACACUCUCUCUCGCCUUGUUCCACAACUGCGACAGAUCUAUCAGGAUGGAGGCAACAAUUCUGCAGCGCUGGCAGAGGCUUCUGCGAUCCUAAACCGCAUUCCCAGAAACUACCCCGGUCUUCGAGAGGUUCGCGACAUGAUUGCUUCAACGGGAUCUGGAUCGUCCGCCAAGAAGGCCAUUGUCCCACGAGAUGCUAUCCAGCUGGUUGACAAGUCUUCCUUGGCUACCCUUGUCCGACUCAUGUUCUUACCUCAGCCCCCGUCCAAGAACAUCCUCAACAAGCUACUUGCGAACCUCUGCGAAAACAGCAAGACGCGUACAGAGCUGUUGUCACUCUUGCUCUCUAUUCUUCAGGAUGGAGGUGCAGACUUGGCGGCAGUGGACAAGAGCUUUGCGCAGAUGUCUCUCCGUGGGAAACCUAUCGUUAAGGCGCACCAUCACAAAGGAAAGGGCGUAGGAACACUUCCAGCUCCCACGCCUUCUGCCAUGGAUAAUGUACCCAACUUGGUGGCCCGCCGCUGCUUCGAUGCGCUGUAUUACAUCGUCUCGCUCAACUCCCAGGCCGCACAGUUCUUCCUCACGGAGCACGAGAAUGUGACGUUGAAGCGAUCUCCGUCCAAGAAGGGCAAAGGCAAAGACAAGGACAAGACUAUCAGCUCCAAGUAUCCAAUCGUCCUCUUGUUGGGUCUACUUGAACGACCAACCUUUGUCGAGAACUCGGCGUUGAUGGAGCAGUUGAUGAUGUUGCUCUCAAUUCUGUGCAGACCCCUCGCCACGCUUGUCAAGGAUGACGACGAGAAGGACAACAAGACCGACAACAAGGACAAGGGGGGAGCCGAGGAGCCGCCCGCAGAACCCUCGGCUUCGCCAACAUCUGCCGGACCAGCGGCAAGUUCGAGUACCGCACCUCCGACUACGACUACAGAGGAAGCUUCCACUUCAGCUUUGUCAACUGUUCCUACCGACGCUACGGCUACCACAGCAACCGAUACCAAGGCGGAUGCAAGGGCGAAUACCAAAGUUGCCGAGACGGACCCCCCAGCACUCAAACCUCCCGUCAUUCCUGACCAUUGUAUCCAGUUGGUCAUUCGUGUGUUGACGGCAGGAGAGUGCUCAGGCAGGACGUUCCAGUACACUUUGUCAGUCAUCCAGAAUCUUUCGGCAUUGAAUGGCGCACGGGACGUGAUUACGGCAGAGUUGAUCAGAGCAGCGCGUGAGUUGGGAGCCGGCAUCUUGACAGAUCUCGACACACUCUCGGAGACGUUGACGAACGCGAUGACAGGCGUUGAUGUGCAGGGAGUGGUUCUCGAGCAGUUCACACCUGCAUCGUCCAAGCAGGCCAAGCUGCUUCGUGUUCUCAAGACGAUCGACUACAUGUACUCUCGGAAACAGAGCCUUACCCCCGCCCCAACAUCGACUCAAGUCAACAUCGAGCUUGCUCCGACUCUUGAUCCUGAGGAGGCGGACGCUGUGAUGCCAAGAUCGAUGCGGGAUGUUGGUUCAGGAGCAACAAACCUCAACAAGGACGAGGAGAAGGCAACACAGAUCUACGACAAUCUUGCGUUCCAGGCCCUUUGGACCAAGGUGGGCGACACUUUGGAGCUGAUCCACGAGCGGAGCGAUAUGGUCCACGUGGCGACGGUGCUGUUGCCUCUGGUUGAGUCAUUCAUGGUGGUGUGCAAGUAUGUGGGUCUGAGACCGUCGACACUCGAGAUGGAGGAAGAGGUUUGCAAGGCGACAACCAACUCGACGGAGGAGCUGUUCCUACAGUUCACGGAGAGGCACAGCAAGAUUCUCAACAUUAUGGUACGGAAUAACCCGGCGUUGAUGUCUGGAUCGUUCUCGUUGCUGGUGCACAACCCCAAGAUGCUGGAGUUCGACAACAAGCGCAACUACUUUACUCAGCAGGUGCACAAGCGGACAGCCAGUCAGGGACACUAUGGCACGUUGCAGAUGAAUGUGCGCCGCGAGAUGGUCUUUAUUGACUCGUUCACGCAGCUGCAGUCGAGGUCGGGCGAGGAGAUAAAGUACAGCAAGCUGAACGUCCACUUUCACGGCGAGGAAGGUGUCGAUGCCGGAGGAGUGACGAGGGAGUGGUUCCAGGUCCUAGCCCGACAGAUGUUCAACCCCGACUAUGCUAUGUUCAAGACAUCUGCUGCCGACAAGUUGACGUACCAGCCCAACCGAGCGUCGUGGGUCAACCCGGACCAUCUGCUGUUCUUCAAGUUUAUUGGUCGCGUGAUUGGCAAGGCUAUCUACGACGGUCGUUUGUUGGACGCGUACUUCACGCGAUCGUUCUACAAGCAUAUCCUGGGUCGACCGGUUGACUAUCGGGAUGUUGAGGCAGUGGAUCCGGAGUACUACAAGUCUCUUGUGUGGAUGCUGGACAACGAUAUUACGGACAUUGUGGAGGAGACGUUCUCGGUGGAGACGGACGAUUUCGGCAACAUGAAGACGGUGGAUUUGAAGCCGAAUGGACGCAACAUUCCGGUGACAGAGGAGAACAAGCACGAGUAUGUCAAGUAUAUCACGGAGCAGAAGCUGACGCUAGCGAUCAAGGACCAGAUCCAUUCGUUCCUGCAGGGAUUCCACGAGAUUAUCCCAGCGCAUUUGAUCAGCAUCUUCAACGAACAGGAACUGGAGCUAUUGAUUUCUGGAUUGCCAGACAUUGAUGUGGAUGAGUGGAAGAACAACGCGGAGUACCAGAACUAUUCGCAGGCGUCGCCGCAGAUCCAAUACUUUUGGCGAGCUGUACGAUCGUUUGACCAGACGGAGCGUGCCAAGCUGCUGCAGUUUGUGACCGGAACAUCCAAGGUGCCCCUAGGCGGAUUCUCUCAGCUUCAGGGCAUUUCUGGUGUCCAAAAGUUCCAGAUCCACAAGGACUUUUCAUCCACCAAGCGCCUCCCCUCCGCGCACACAUGUUUCAAUCAACUGGAUCUGCCUGAGUACGAGACAUAUGAUGAGUUGAGACAGCAGCUAUUGACGGCGAUUUCGGAGUGCAGUACAGGAUUUGCGUUUGCUUAA
Linnemannia hyalina is the source of this 11736-nucleotide messenger RNA. The record is from the annotation of a GenBank genome assembly. NCBI's taxonomy places the organism in Eukaryota, Fungi, Mortierellomycota, Mortierellomycetes, Mortierellales, Mortierellaceae.